This is a messenger RNA of Populus euphratica (Euphrates poplar), 2658 nucleotides long. It is a transcript of the gene PUM23, whose product is annotated as pumilio 23. Gene Ontology annotation, molecular function: RNA binding. NCBI's taxonomy places the organism in Eukaryota, Viridiplantae, Streptophyta, Magnoliopsida, Malpighiales, Salicaceae. Bases 124 to 2421 code for a protein of 765 amino acids. The transcript has 10 exons. The record is from RefSeq and is a predicted model, not a curated record. Gene Ontology annotation, biological process: endonucleolytic cleavage to generate mature 5'-end of SSU-rRNA from (SSU-rRNA, 5.8S rRNA, LSU-rRNA); endonucleolytic cleavage in 5'-ETS of tricistronic rRNA transcript (SSU-rRNA, 5.8S rRNA, LSU-rRNA); ribosomal small subunit export from nucleus. Gene Ontology annotation, cellular component: preribosome, small subunit precursor; 90S preribosome; nucleolus.
GGUUGCAAGCUUUAUGGCCACUCCAAUUAGGGUUUAAGGGAGGUUUUUGUGUUUCUCAGUUGAUUUUCUUUCAAUCUUGUCAGUUUAUUGCAUAGAAGGCAAGAAGCCUUGCUGCGGGUGCGUAUGGUUUCUGUUGGUUCAAAAGCUCUAGCGUUAAGAAGAGACAGGAAUUGUUGUAAUUUGGUGGAAGAUAACUUGAUGGGCAGGGAGGAUAAAUCAUAUAAUCAGGGCAGAAAGAAAAAGGGUAUGAGCAGGAAGGCCAAGAAUGACAGUUUUGGUUUUGAUGCUGAUAAUUCCAACAAAAGUGUUUCUGGGCGGGCGACUGAUGGAACUGCGAAACCCAAAAAGUCAUCAAAAUAUCAAAAUACUUUCUCAGAGCCACAACCAUCAAUUGUAAGGAAACAGGUUGAUCCUGAAACAACCAAAUAUUUUUCAGAGAUUGUAAAUCUGUUUGAAAGUGAUGGCGUUGAUUUGGAGGAGCGUCCGGUUAUAUGUGGCAAUGCUCUUGAAGAAGCUAGAGGCAAAGAAUUUGAGCUGGCAACUGAUUAUUAUAUAAGCCACACUCUGCAAAUCCUGCUCGAGGGCUGUAAUGUGGACCAUCUUUGCGAUUUCCUCCGAGGCUGUGCAAAGGUCUUUCCUUUAAUUUCAAUGGAUAGGUCCGGUUCUCAUGUUGCUGAGACAGCUCUCAAGUCGUUAGCUAUGCAUCUUCAGGACGAUGAGGCUUAUUUUGUUAUUGAAGAGACUCUAACUAAUAUAUGCAAGGUAAUUGUAGCUAGUCCUGUUGAUAUGAUGUGUAACUGCUAUGGAUCUCAUGUUUUCCGAAGUCUUCUUUGUCUUUGUGGAGGAGUGCCAUUAGAUUCCCCAGUGUUCCAUCGAGCAAAACCAUCAAUGAUUCUGGCAGAGCGUUUGAACCUCAGCACUUCUUCAGCCCCUGGGAACAAUUUAUCACAUCAUCAUCAAGGAUUUCCUGGUUUACUCAAGUUUCUUGUAUCAGGAAUGUUGAAAUGUAGUGAAGAAGAUGUGAAAUACCUUCUAGUUGAUCAGUACAGCAGUUUGGUUUUCCAGACAGCUUUGAAGUUACUUGCUGGGCAUGAUCAACAGUUGUUACAGAUAAUUCCGGUCCUACUCGACUGCAGAAAAGAAAAUUUAACAGAAGGAAACUUCAUAGAAAUGACAGCGGUCAGUGACAUUGUAGAAUUGAUGAAAGAAGCUGCAUAUAGCCACCUAAUGGAGGUAAUCCUGGCAGUGAGUCCUGAAAGCUUGUAUGAUGAAAUGUUCACAAAGAUUUUCAGGAAAUCUCUAUUUGAGCUUUCAUCCCAUCAGUGUGGCAAUUUUGUUGUUCAAGCCUUAGUUUCUCAUGCAAGAGAUCAGGAACAAAUGGAGUUUAUCUGGGAGAAACUUGGUCCAAAAUUUAGGGAUCUUCUUGAAAUGGGGAAGUCAGGAGUUAUUGCAUCUCUUAUUGCUACAAGUCAAAGGCUUCACACACAUGAACAUGAGGUCUGUAAGGCCCUUGCUGAUGCAGUAUGUUUGCCAAAUGAGUCUCCUAGAUCUGUUGUUGAUCGAAUAUUGUUUCUUGAAAGUUACUUUGCUUGUGUGGAAAAAUCCAAUUGGAAGUGGCCAAGCGGUGCCAAGAUCCAUGUUAUGGGCUCUCUGAUUCUGCAGGCAGUUUUUAAAUUUCAUAAUCAACUCAUACAGCCUUAUAUAAUGAGUCUCACAUCCAUGGAAGUUGACCAUGUCCUUGAAGUUGCAAAGGAUGUAGGGGGAGCUCGUACAAUCGAAGCAUUUCUAGAUUCCGAUGCGUCUGGAAAACAAAAGCACAGGCUAAUUAAUAAGUUACGGGGACAUUUUGGAGAGCUUGCAAUGCACUCUUCCAGUUCAUUUACUGUUGAAAAGUGCUUUAGUGCCAGUAAUUUGUCACUAAGAGAAGCUAUAGCAUCAGACUUGUUAUCCGUGCAAAGUGAGCUUCCUAAGACCAAGCAAGGCCCUUACCUCUUAAGAAAAUUAGAUAUUGAUGGAUAUGCUAACUGGCCUGAUCAGUGGAGAUCAAGACAGGCUUCGAAACAAUCAACUUACAAAGAAUUUUAUGCUGCAUUUGGAUCUGGUGAGGCCAAGUCAUCAAAAAGUGACUCCUUCCUUGCUGAUACUUCCAAGAGCACAUCACUCGCAAUAGGAGUAAAGAAUGUGAGGAAAGAGAUUGAUCAUCAUUUGGCCUCAUCAGAGAAAUAUGCAAAGCAUGCUGUGGUUGAUGAUGUCAUGAAAGUGAAAAACAAGAAGCACAAGAAGGGUCAUGGUGGUGCCUCUGAUGAGAAAGCAACAGGUAGUGUAAAUCAGAAACCUUUUCUGUCUGUUGACCUGAAGAAGAACAAACGACACGGACAAGAGGAGCAAUCAAAAGCUUCAAGAAAGAAGUUAAAAGUUUGAUGGUAUGAAUUCUCUAAUUCUGACACUUUUGUAAGGCCUCACUUGAUAUAGUGUAGCAAAUUAGUUGCAAAGAUUGUUUGAGUACUGGAGUGGAGGUGCAAGUUCUGUUACUUAAUAGUAUUUUUAUCUUUCUCUUAGCUUCAAAUUUUGUUCAGUAUUAAGAGUAUUUUGCUUUAGACUGGAAUGUGUGAAUCAUAGACCUUUUCAAAUAACAGAUGAAAUUAUCAUUUACUAUUA